AUGGGUGAACAAGGAGGAGCACCACAAUCACCUUUACCCCUCCCCGAAUUUGAUGAUGAUACGAUUGGACAUUGGGCUAGUCAUUUACCUGAUGUGGCUGGAGUGAUGGAAGUCAUAGAGCGAGCGGAAGACCUUCCAGGAAUUCCGUGGCCAGACCACGUUGAAUUGGAGGAACAUCAACUUCAGGAAGUAGCAGACAAUGACGGUAACGCAGUUGGCAUGGAGGAGGAUCAACUAGCAGCCAAUGACGUCCGUAACGCAGUUUGCAAGGAGGAUGAUCAACUUCAGGGAGUAGCAGACAAUGACAGUAACGCAGUUGGCGUGGAGGAGGAUCAACUAGCAGCCAAUGAAGUCGGGUUAGUACUAAGCGAGUGGACGGAUGAUUGGGCUAAUGAACUUGAUAAUUAUCAAAUGGAUGAAGAAGGGGGAGAGUCAGUGGAUUUUGACGUUGCAGCCUUAUCCAAUAUUUCUCCGUACUACGUGGAUAAUUCAGGAAAUUGUUACAAGUUUGGCGAGGAGAAUCAACCCCAGGAGGGAGUAGCAGCCAAUGGCGGUAAGGUAGUUGACGAGGAGGAGGAUGAACUAGCAGCCAAUGACGUCGGUAACGCAGUUCGCGAGGAGGAGAAUCAACUAGCAGCCAACGACGUCGGUAACGCAGUUCGCGAGGAGGAGAAUCAACUUCCGAGAGCUGAAGGCAUACAAAGCGAGGUGCGGGAGAGCUUGCGGACAUCUUGCAAGUUGAUUGUGGUGCGGCAUAAUGACGAACUAGUUAUUGAAGCAAACAAGUUUUGGAAUGUGGGAUUUAUAAAGGGGCGUAUUGAAUUUUCGCUGCUGAUAAGUGAAAGGAAGCAAGCCCUAUUCUCCAACGGCGAAUAUCUUAAUGAUAAUUUGCGUACACUUGAGAGCAUUGAAGGGUUUGAAUCCAACCCACGCAUCCAGCUGUUAGAGUUAGAAGUACCAUUGAAGGCGGCCACCGCCACAGCUUCGGCUUCGGCAGCACAGCCAGCACAGCCAGCACAGCCAACACCUGCAGCCAUCCUCAAAAAGGCGGGAACGACUCUUGAGAGAAUUGAAGGGAUUGAAUCCGACCCACGCAUCCAGCUGUUAGAGUUAGAAGUACCAUUGCAGGCGGCCACCGCCACAGCUUCGGCUUCUGCAGCACAGCCAACACCUGCAGCCAUCCUCAAAAAGGCGAGAACGAAAGCUAGUAGGAGGAAGCCCCCGAUCAAUGAAAUCAAAGAUGCACCACCUCUGCCGCCAUCCACGUCAGCCCUCCCACGGACAUCUGCGGCGACGGUGGCAGGGUGGGGAAGUACAAGCCCCUUUUCCGUGAUGAGACGUAGUGCCGUUUCUAAGAGGGCUGCACCAGCUACACCACCAACAUCAGCUUCUGAUGAAGAAACUAAAGAUGAUCCUGACUAUGUAGAGUCCGACUCCUCACCAUCUAUUCAAGGCUCAUCACAUCCAACGGAUUAUAAGGGACGGCUACGGCCGCGGCCUCAGCGCUGA
Prunus armeniaca (apricot) is the source of this 1509-nucleotide messenger RNA. The record is from the annotation of a GenBank genome assembly. NCBI's taxonomy places the organism in Eukaryota, Viridiplantae, Streptophyta, Magnoliopsida, Rosales, Rosaceae.